This is a messenger RNA of Aplosporella prunicola CBS 121167, 3165 nucleotides long. RefSeq lists its product as uncharacterized. Gene Ontology annotation, cellular component: glycine cleavage complex; mitochondrion. Gene Ontology annotation, molecular function: glycine binding; pyridoxal phosphate binding; glycine dehydrogenase (decarboxylating) activity. Lineage: Eukaryota; Fungi; Ascomycota; Dothideomycetes; Botryosphaeriales; Aplosporellaceae. The coding region runs from base 1 to 3165 and encodes 1054 amino acids. The record is from RefSeq and is a predicted model, not a curated record. Gene Ontology annotation, biological process: glycine decarboxylation via glycine cleavage system. The transcript has 2 exons.
AUGAGCCAACCUCUGAGCCUCUCGUUGCGCAGGAGUUCUAAAACACCUUCCGUCAGGACCUUUUACUCCAGCUCGGCCACCGACACCCGCGACAGUGACCCUUUGAGCGAGGGCGGAUCUGUCCAGGGCUCUGCCUUUGCGCCUCUCGACACGUUCCCGCGCCGUCACAUUGGCCCUACAGCUGCUGCGACGGAGCAGAUGCUCAAGGCCCUCGACCCUCCCGUCAGCUCUCUUGACGAGUUUGUCAAACAAGUUGUGCCUGAGAACGUCCUGUCCAGCAGGGAUCUCACCAUCAAUGGUCCGGCGAUACGCGCCAGCAAUGGCAAGCCCGCGACGUUCGGUCGGGAAGGAUACACAGAAAGCCAAUUGCUAGUCCGUCUGCGUGAGAUUGCGCGUGGGAACAGCGUGAAUCGAAGCUAUAUUGGAUGCGGAUACGCAGGAACGCGGGUACCCGAGGUAAUCAAGAGAAAUGUUUUGGAAGGGCCAGGGUGGUACACCAGCUACACCCCGUACCAGCCUGAGAUCAGCCAGGGAAGACUAGAGUCGUUGCUGAAUUUCCAGACAAUGGUCUCGGACCUCACUGCACUACCCAUUGCUAACGCGUCAGUGUUGGACGAACCAACGGCUGCCGCGGAAGCUAUGACACUUUCUGUGAAUGCCCUUCCCUUGAGCCGGCAAAAGAAGCCUAACAAGGUCUACUUUGUCGACGAAAACUGCCACCCCCAGACACUUUUUGUCCUGCAGUCCCGGGCUGAAGGUUUUGGAAUAAAGAUUGAGAUUGGCGACGUGCUCAAGGACGGCGGUAAGCGCAUCCAGGAGAUUGGGCAGGACCUGAUAGGCAUCCUGGUGCAAUACCCCGAUACCUACGGCGGCGUGGAGGACUACAAGGCUGUUUCCGAUGCAGUUCACAAGCUCGGUGGUACCGUCAGUGUAGCUACGGAUCUGCUCGCCUUAACUGUUUUGAAGGCACCGGGCGAGUUUGGUGCCGAUGUUGCUUUUGGCAACGCGCAGCGCUUCGGCGUGCCCUUUGGCUAUGGUGGCCCUCACGCUGCAUUCUUUGCCUGCAGUGAGAAGCACAAGCGCAAAAUCCCGGGCCGUCUCGUAGGCAUGUCGAAGGACAGACUAGGAGAGGGAGCGGCCAGAUUAGCUUUGCAAACUCGUGAGCAGCACAUCAGGAGAGAAAAAGCAACAAGCAACAUCUGCACCGCACAGGCGCUUUUGGCCAACAUGAGUGCGUUCUUCGCCAUCUACCAUGGCCCACACGGCUUGAAGAGCAUUGCGGAAAGAGUCAUCACCACCGCCAGGGUCAUCCAAGCCGCACUCAACCAACUCGGUUUCGAGACGAGGAAACGCGGCACAACCGGUAAGAACCAGGUCCUGUUCGACACGAUCGUUGUCAAUACCGAGGAAAACACCAAGCAAAUCAUCGCCAAGGCAUUGGAGGAAAAGAAGAUUAACCUCCGGGCCAUUGACGACAGUCACAUCGGCAUCACCGUUGAUGAGACGGUCGCGAAAGAUGAUGUGGAAGAUAUCCUGGAUGUCUUCCGCUCUUUCGCUGAUGUCAAAGACCUUCCGGACGUUGAGAAGCUGGCUGAGCAGGUUGGUUUCGCCUCUAGCGGUCUGCCCGAGCCGUUCAAGAGGACUUCAUCCUACCUUACGCAUUCCGUCUUCAACACGCAUCACUCUGAAACCGAACUCCUCCGCUAUAUUCACCAUCUUCAGUCCAAGGACCUUUCUCUCACCCACUCUAUGAUACCCCUCGGCUCCUGCACCAUGAAGCUGAACGCCACGACCGAAAUGGUUCCUAUCUCCUGGCCUGAAUUCUCGUCCAUCCACCCCUUUGUACCUACGGACCAAGCCAAGGGCUACGCAACACUCAUCUCUGAGCUUGAACGCGAUCUUGCUGAAAUCACCGGCUUCCAUUCAGUGUCGCUCCAGCCCAACUCCGGCGCCCAGGGUGAGUUUACCGGCCUGCGCAUCAUCCGCAAGUAUUUGGAGCAACAGUCAGGCAAGAAGCGCGACAUUUGCCUGAUCCCAGUCUCCGCUCACGGCACCAAUCCCGCGAGUGCUGCCAUGGCAGGCAUGCGUGUCGUAACAAUCAAGUGCGACACCGGGACGGGUAACCUGGACAUGGAGGAUCUGAAGACCAAGUGCGAGAAGCACAGUGAAGAGCUAGCAGCGAUCAUGAUCACAUACCCCAGUACGUUCGGUGUAUUCGAGCCGAAGGUCAAGGAGGCAUGCGAGCUCGUCCACAAGCAUGGCGGCCAAGUCUAUAUGGACGGCGCGAACAUGAACGCGCAGAUUGGACUGUGCUCUCCUGGCGAGAUCGGUGCCGAUGUCUGCCACCUCAACCUGCACAAGACAUUCUGCAUCCCGCACGGCGGCGGCGGGCCAGGCGUCGGACCCAUCGGCGUGGCCGAGCACCUUUCGCACUAUCUGCCAGGGCACCCGCUCAUCGCCACGGGCGGGGACAAGGCGAUCGCGCCCGUGUCCGGGGCGCCCUGGGGCUCCGCGAGCAUUCUGCCGAUCAGCUGGGCGUACAUCAAGAUGAUGGGCGGGCUAGGUCUCACGCACGCGACGAAGAUCACGCUGCUCAACGCCAACUACAUCCUCAGCCGGCUAAAGCCGCACUACCCGAUCCUGUACACGAACGCGGCGGGGCGGUGCGCGCACGAGUUCAUCCUCGAUGUGCGCGGGUUCAAGGACAGCGCGGGCGUCGAGGCCAUCGACAUUGCCAAGCGCUUGCAGGACUACGGCUUCCACGCGCCGACGAUGAGCUGGCCCGUCGCAAACACGCUGAUGAUCGAGCCCACCGAGAGCGAGUCCCAGGCUGAGCUGGACCGCUUCUGCGACGCGCUGAUCUCGAUCCGCAAGGAGAUUGAGGCGGUCGAGAAGGGCGACGCGCCCCGCGAUGGCAAUGUCUUGAAGAUGGCGCCGCACUCGCUCAAGGACCUGCUGCAGGAUAAGUGGGAGCGCGCGUACUCGCGCGACCAGGCUGCGUUCCCGCUGCCUUGGCUUCGGGAGAAGAAAUUCUGGCCUUCGGUUGCGAGGCUGGAUGAUGCCUACGGUGACACCAACCUCUUCUGCACGUGCGCGCCCCUUCAGCCCGAGGGCGAGACCCUGGGCACAGACUUGACGGGCGCGGCCGCGCCGCAGCCCACUUAG